GUUAAUGACAAGAGACUUCAACUUAAACCUAAACCCCCUAGCGGAGCAAGCACAACUAGCAAACACAAAUCAACUGCCGUGGAUGCUAAUGAAGAUAAGGUAAAGAAGACAGCAACAUCGAGAAUCAAGACUGUGAAUAGUGCAAGAGCCAACAGCAAGAUCGCAACUCCUAGUAAGACAAGAAAAUCGGUAGAAGAUAAAGAAAAGGCAGCAGCUAUGACGACAAAGAAACAAACAAUACCAAGUCGACUCAUUUCUCCUUCUAAGAAAACAACGACAGCUGUGACAGCAACUGAUACUGCAGGCAAGGAGCUGUCUCCAAAGAAGGCAACAACAACUACUGCUACUACAAAAAGAGCAUCGUUAGUGUCGCGAUUAACAGCUCCAACUGCGGCUAGUGCACUUAAAAAGUCCACGCAUGCAUCUGCAUCAACUGCAGAUGUAAAAGAGAGCAAUCGUGAAGAACAACGUUUAAGAAAACCUAAUGCUGCUGCUAAUGUCAACAACAUUAGCUCAGGUAGUAGAAUUGGCGGACACUUGAAAAAGUUGAGCCCUACGUCCACCUCUACUUUAAAAGAAACUACUACAAACAAAGCUCGAGUUACCGGUACAUCUCGUGCUACGGUUUCGACAAAAUCAGCUCAUCAAGGUCAGGAUAAUGCAGAAACUGAAAAGAACAAUGAAAUCAAAAGUGAGAAAAGCGUGCGCCCUACUUCCAGUAUUCAUGCAACUUCCAAAAAGGUAAAAGUAUUCCGAAAUAUAAAUAUUCUGAGCCAUGCUUUUUCCGUAUUUAUACUCUAGUACAAUGUUAGGCUGGUUCAUCAAUCCCAACCAGACGGUUGAAUACGACAUCAAGUGGAGGGAGUCGAACUGGUAAAACAGCUAGUACGUCCAACACAAGAAAGGCAAUUUUGUCAAAAGGAAAUAGCAAAAGCAAAACUUCCACCACGAUCUCUGAUUCAGGACAGUCAAAACACAACUUGAAUAACAUUAAGAAGAUUGAUAAGGGAAAUGAAGCCUCCACUACUAAUACUACCGAGCAAGCACAAAAGCCGUCUGUUGAUAACACCUCUUCUUCUCCUGCUGCUAGUUCUUCCUCAACAGACUCUCCAUCUUC
Molecule: messenger RNA, 1117 nt
Organism: Mycotypha africana
Lineage: Eukaryota; Fungi; Mucoromycota; Mucoromycetes; Mucorales; Mycotyphaceae
Exons: 1
Coding region: 217-801 (194 amino acids)
Source: RefSeq, a predicted model, not a curated record